AUGGCUGGAGCAUUAUCUAACGCAAAAGAUAACUUACCAAAAAUAAAAGAUGUUGAAAGAGAGAGCGAAUUUGGUUAUGUCUAUGGUGUGUCCGGUCCAGUCGUGGUUGCGGAACAAAUGAAUGGAUCUGCUAUGUAUGAAUUGGUGAGAGUUGGUCACGAAGAACUUGUUGGCGAAGUCAUUCGUAUUGACGGUGACAAAGCAACGAUUCAAGUUUAUGAGGAAACUUCUGGAGUUACUGUUGGAGAUCCAGUAUUAAAAACCGGAAAACCUCUUUCAGUUGAGUUAGGACCUGGUUUGAUGAGUAAUAUUUAUGACGGAAUUCAACGACCACUUAGGUCUAUCCGAGAAAUUUCUGAUAGUAUAUAUAUUCCACGUGGUAUCGCAACUCCCGCGUUGGAUAAAAAAAUACAAUGGGAUUUUGAACCAUUAAAUUACAAAGUCGGUGAUCAUAUUACUGGUGGUGAUAUAUUUGGCAAGGUUUAUGAAAAUUCUUUAGUGAAUGCUCAUAAUAUAAUGCUAUCACCAAAAGCCCUUGGUACAAUCACACAUAUUUCUGGAAAAGGCAGUUAUACUUUAGAGGACAUCGUACUUGAAACUGAAUUCGAAGGUCAAAAAUCCAAACAUACAAUGAUGCAAAUUUGGCCUGUGCGUUCGCCUCGCCCUGUCACAGAAAAAUUGGCAGCUAAUUAUCCAUUAUUGACUGGUCAACGUGUUUUGGAUGCUCUUUUCCCCUGUGUACAAGGUGGUACAACUGCUAUUCCUGGAGCUUUCGGUUGUGGCAAAACGGUUAUAUCACAAUCUUUAUCUAAGUACUCUAAUUCUGAUAUUAUUAUAUAUGUUGGAUGUGGAGAACGUGGAAAUGAAAUGGCUGAAGUAUUAAUGGACUUCCCAGAGCUUAGCAUUAAUAUUGAUGGUCGUCAAGAAUCCAUCAUGAAACGUACAACAUUGGUAGCUAAUACUUCAAAUAUGCCUGUAGCCGCUCGUGAAGCUUCCAUUUAUACUGGUAUUACAUUAUCUGAAUAUUUCCGUGAUCAAGGCAAGAAUGUUGCAAUGAUGGCAGAUUCGACCUCUCGUUGGGCUGAAGCUCUCCGUGAAAUCUCCGGUCGAUUGGCUGAAAUGCCGGCUGAUAGUGGUUAUCCUGCUUAUUUGGGUGCUCGUUUAGCCUCUUUUUAUGAACGUGCUGGUAAAGUAACGUGUCUUGGUAAUCCAAAACGCGACGGAAGUGUUACUGUAGUUGGAGCUGUAUCCCCACCUGGUGGUGACUUUUCUGAUCCUGUAACAUCGUCAACACUUGGUAUUGUGCAAGUAUUUUGGGGUCUAGAUAAAAAACUAGCUCAACGCAAACAUUUCCCUUCAGUAAAUUGGUCUUUGAGUUAUUCAAAAUAUCUCAAAGUUUUGGAGACAUUUUAUGAAUCGAAUGAGCCAGAUUUUAUUGCUCUCAGAGAUAAAACUAAAGAGAUCCUUCAAAAGGAAGAAGAUUUAUCUGAAAUUGUCCAGCUUGUUGGAAAGAGCGCACUUGGUGAGGCUGAUAAAAUCACUUUGGAAAUUGCAAAAAUUAUAAAAGACGAUUUCUUACAACAAAAUGGUUAUUCAAGUUAUGAUCGUUAUUGUCCAUUUUAUAAGACUACUUGGUUACUUAAGAAUAUGAUUGGUUUCUAUAAUUCUGCCACUCAUGCCGUUGAAGUUACUAAUAAUGAGAUAACAUGGGCUAAGAUUAGAGAAUCAAUGAAUGACCUUAUUUAUAAACUCAGUUCUAUGAAAUUUGAAGAUCCUGCUGAAGGUGAAACAGCUCUUCGAGAACGUUAUCAACAAUUGCAAACAGAAAUUCAAGAAAGGUUCCGACAAUUACUUGAAUAA
This is a messenger RNA of Rhizophagus irregularis DAOM 181602=DAOM 197198, 1860 nucleotides long. RefSeq lists its product as uncharacterized. Gene Ontology annotation, cellular component: fungal-type vacuole membrane; proton-transporting V-type ATPase, V1 domain. The record is from RefSeq and is a predicted model, not a curated record. Gene Ontology annotation, biological process: proton transmembrane transport; ATP metabolic process. Gene Ontology annotation, molecular function: ATP hydrolysis activity; ATP binding; proton-transporting ATPase activity, rotational mechanism. NCBI's taxonomy places the organism in Eukaryota, Fungi, Glomeromycota, Glomeromycetes, Glomerales, Glomeraceae.